Messenger RNA from Drosophila subobscura, 2934 nucleotides. RefSeq names its product protein couch potato (gene cpo). The annotation marks the transcript as partial. The record is from RefSeq and is a predicted model, not a curated record. Gene Ontology annotation, molecular function: mRNA binding. NCBI's taxonomy places the organism in Eukaryota, Metazoa, Arthropoda, Insecta, Diptera, Drosophilidae. The transcript has 11 exons.
UUCGCCAACAUAGCCAGCUACCAGGACCUGUUGGGCAGCCAUCAUCAACUGCUCAUAGCCGCCACAGCAGCAGCCACCGUCGCCGCUGUCGCAGUCGAGCCGCCUCCGCCGACGACGCCGCCGCAACUGCCGCAAUUGACGACGACGCCACCCAUAGUCACCACCAACAUCGCAACACCCAACAGCCCGAUUCACAACAACAACACAAACACAACAAUAACAACAACAAACAACAACAACAACCAGCAGGCGGUGUUCGAAAAAGCCAUCACCAUUUCGUCGAUUGCGAUUAAACGCAGGCCGACGCUGCCGCAGACGCCAGCAAGUGCCCCACAGGUGUUGUCGCCGUCGCCGAAACGCCAGUGUGCCGCCGCCGUCUCAGUGCUGCCCGUGACCGUACCUGUGCCCGUGCCCGUAUCCGUGCAGCCCCUGCAGCCCGUACAAGUCCCAGUGCCAGCCAGCGCCCUCAAAGGACACCAUCACCAUCUGGGAAAUCAUAUUGGAAGCCAUCUAGGAACUCAGCUGCAACAGCAUCCCCACCAUCCACACCAUCAGCUGAGCUUUGCCCAUCCCACACAGUUUGCGGCCGCCGUUGCAGCCCACCAUCAGCAGCAGCAGCAACAGCAGCAGCAGCAGCAGCAACAGCAGCAGCAGCAACAAGUGCAGCAGCAACAGCAGCAGCAGCAGCGUCUGGCACAGUUCAAUCAAGCGGCAGCCGCUGCCUUGCUCAAUCAGCACUUGCAACAUUCGGCGGCAGUGCACCAGCAGCAAGUGGUGCAACAUCAACAGCAGCAACAGGCAGCAGCAGUAGCAGCACAACAACAGAUACAGCAGCAGCAGCAACAACAGUCGUUGGCCCACUACGGCGGCUACCAGCUGCACAGGCACUCGCCGUACGUGCAACAGCAGCAGCAGCAGCAACACAUUCUGCUGAGUGGCGGCAGCAGCAAGCAGAGGGAGAACAACAACAGCCAACAGUCCGCACCCGCAGCCGUUGCAGUUGCAGCUGCAACAACACCAGCAACAGCCACCGUUGCCGCUGUACCCACAAGCGGCGGCAGCAGCAGUUUGCCGGACAGCCCCGCCCACGAAUCGCAUUCACACGAAUCGAACUCUGCGUCGGCCUCUGCGCCUACGACACCCUCGCCGGCAGGUAGUGCCACAACAACAGCAACAACAGUUGCAGCAACAACAGCAACAGCAGGAGGAGUCAGCGAUAGCAACAACAAUCUCGCCGCCGCUGCCAUAAUGGAAAAUCAAAUGGCACUCGCCCCGUUGGGACUGUCGCAGAGCAUGGACUCCGUGAACACGGCCAGCAAUGAGGAAGAGGUUCGCACACUUUUUGUCAGCGGUUUGCCUAUGGAUGCCAAGCCGCGUGAACUUUAUUUACUAUUCAGAGCCUACGAGGGCUACGAAGGAUCUCUUUUGAAAGUAACUAGCAAAAAUGGCAAAACUGCAUCGCCCGUGGGCUUUGUGACAUUCCAUACAAGAGCUGGUGCCGAGGCAGCCAAACAGGAUCUGCAGCAGGGUGUACGCUUCGAUCCCGAUAUGCCCCAAACAAUUCGCUUGGAAUUCGCCAAGAGUAACACGAAAGUGAGCAAACCCAAACCACAGCCCAAUACAGCGACAACAGCCUCACAUCCUGCAUUGAUGCACCCACUCACUGGACAUCUGGGUGGGCCGUUCUUUCCGGGCGGACCAGAGUUAUGGCAUCAUCCGUUAGCAUAUUCGGCAGCAGCCGCCGCUGAUCUACCGGGCGCUGCAGCACUGCAGCAUGCAACAUUAGUGCAUCCGGCCCUGCAUCCGCAGGUGCCAGUUCGCUCCUAUCUCUGACUAAAUACAGACAAAGUAAUGGAGCAGCCUAUGCAUCAAACUCAAAUGACCAUGCCGCAACAUCAUCAGACCACUGCUACUGCUAUACAUCCGGGUGCAGCUGCAAUGGCACAUAUGGCCGCUGCUGCGGCUGCUGCCACACCACAGAAUGCUGCGGCUACGGCCGCAGCUGCUGCACAACAUCAUCAUUUCUUAUCGAGUCCAGCGUUGGCCAGUCCCGCCGGUUCCACAAAUAAUGCCACACAUCCACAGGCAAAUCCACAGAUUGCAGCCAAUGCGCCCUGCUCCACGCUGUUUGUGGCCAAUUUGGGGCAAUUUGUCUCCGAGCAUGAACUCAAGGAGGUCUUCUCUAGUAUGCCUGGCUUUUGUCGCCUACGAAUGCACACAAAAGUCAUGGCCACAACAGCAGCAACUGGCUCAAGCUGCUCCAUCAAUAACAACAACAACAACAGCAGCAGCAUUACUCAACAACAACAACUUCAACAACAGCAGCAUCCAGUGGCAUUUAUUGAGUUCAAGGAUGCACCAAGCGCCGCCCAGGCCAUGCAACAGCUGCAGGGCAAGUAUCUACUAAGCUCCGAUCGUGGAUCCAUACGGAUCGAAUAUGCAAAGAAUAAAAUGUCCAACGAUAUAACCACCAUUGUGGGGAAAGCACAACAACAGCAAGCCAUAGCACCGCCACCACCACCACCACAGCUCUAUAUAUUGAAUGGCAGUGAACAGCUACAGCUACAGCAGCACUUGCAACAACAACAACAGCAACAGCAGCAGCAGCAGCACUUGCAACAGCAGCAGUUUCAACAACAGCUACUCCAACAGCAACAGCUGCCAAUGGCAACAGAUUGCACCAACAACGGCACCAAUGAUAGCACCACCAACACCACUAGCGUUGUUGUUAACUCACUACAGCACCACAACCAACUUCAUCAUCCUUCAAAUCAGCACCACCAAAAUCAUCUCUUUAGAGACAGGAGCGGGUAUGGAAUCACGGCAUGAUUUGCUUGCUAAGAAACUAGAAAGAGAAAUGCAACAACAACAACAGCAGCAGCAGCAACAGACGCAAGUGCAUCAGCAACAACAGCAGCAACAUGCAGCAGCAGC